AUGGCCUUGCGGCUCCUGAAGCUGGCAGCGACGUCCGCGUCCGCCCGGGUCGUGGCGGCGGGCGCCCAGCGCGUGAGAGGAGUUCAUAGCAGUGUGCAGUGCAAGCUGCGCUAUGGAAUGUGGCAUUUCCUGCUUGGGGAUAAAGCAAGCAAAAGACUGACAGAACGCAGCAGAGUGAUAACUGUAGAUGGCAAUAUAUGUACUGGAAAAGGCAAACUUGCAAAAGAAAUAGCAGAGAAACUAGGCUUCAAGCACUUUCCUGAAGCGGGGAUUCAUUAUCCAGACAGUACCACAGGAGAUGGGAAGCCCCUCGCCGCCGACUAUAAUGGCAACUGUAGUUUGGAGAAAUUUUACGAUGAUCCGAGAAGCAAUGAUGGCAACAGUUACCGCCUGCAGUCCUGGUUGUACAGCAGUCGCCUGCUGCAGUACUCGGAUGCCUUGGAGCACUUGCUGACCACAGGACAAGGUGUUGUGUUGGAGCGCUCCAUCUUCAGUGACUUUGUGUUCCUGGAGGCGAUGUACAACCAGGGAUUCAUCCGAAAGCAGUGUGUGGAUCACUACAACGAGGUGAAGAGCGUCACCAUCUGCGAUUACCUGCCCCCCCACCUGGUGAUUUACAUCGAUGUGCCCGUUCCAGAGGUCCAGAGGCGGAUUCAGAAGAAAGGAGAUCCACAUGAAAUGAAGAUCACCUCUGCCUAUCUGCAGGACAUUGAGAAUGCCUAUAAGAAAACCUUUCUCCCUGAGAUGAGUGAAAAAUGUGAGGUUUUACAGUAUUCUGCAAGGGAAGCUCAAGAUUCAAAAAAGGCGGUAGAGGACAUUGAAUACCUGAAGUUCGAUAAAGGGCCGUGGCUCAAGCAGGACAAUCGCACUUUAUACCACCUGCGAUUACUGGUUCAGGAUAAGUUUGAGGUGCUGAAUUACACAAGCAUUCCUAUCUUUCUCCCGGAAGUCACCAUUGGAGCUCAUCAGACUGACCGUGUCUUACAUCAGUUCAGAGAGCUGCCGGGCCGCAAGUACAGCCCUGGGUACAACACCGAGGUGGGAGACAAGUGGAUCUGGCUGAAGUGA
Molecule: messenger RNA, 1068 nt
Organism: Pan troglodytes (chimpanzee)
Lineage: Eukaryota; Metazoa; Chordata; Mammalia; Primates; Hominidae
Gene: NDUFA10
Product: NADH:ubiquinone oxidoreductase subunit A10
Exons: 10
Coding region: 1-1068 (355 amino acids)
Biological process (GO): mitochondrial electron transport, NADH to ubiquinone
Cellular component (GO): cytoplasm; respiratory chain complex I
Source: RefSeq, marked provisional